AUGGCUUCUCUGAAAUUGUAUUUUGCUUCGGAGAUCCGUGAACGGAGGAGGUGCAGUUCUUCCAGUGCCGAGUUCUUUCCGGCGGGGUUUAUCGAAUGUAUCUCUGGAGCGCCGCACGUCUCCGGAGGCAAUGCGGUUCGCAGGAAGAGCGUUGUGAAGAGAAGUGGUGCGAGAUUUCACGACCUGCUCAUUGGCCUUAGAGAAGAGAAAUCAUCUAAUGAUCCGUCCUGUAGACUGAAUCGUAUUGGGGUCGUCGGCCUGCAAGAGAUUGGGGGAGCAUCCCCAGUACCCGAGCUAGUCGAGGAAAGCAAGCAAGAGGGAGAAGCUGAUGAGGCCUGCGAAGGAGAUGGCGUCCCUGCGAAGAACUAUGCUUCCAAUUUAGCGAAACUCAAGAAGAUGGUCCUUGGCGAAAACAUGGGCACAAGGCAUGAGAGAAAGGUGCGGGACCGCCUUGUGGCUUCCGAGGGGGAAAUCCGCAGAGAUGCUGCUCCCUUACCCAUCUCUGCAAAAGGGGGAAGAUCAAAGUUUGUGAGGAGGGACGCAGAUUUGGAGGUCUCUAUGUCUUCUGUGGGGCUCCAGACAAGCCAGGAACGCUGCAACUCCAUCCUCAAGCAGUUGGAGCAGGACGGUGAUGAGAAGAUGUUGAAAUUUUUUGAGUUGAUGAGAAUAAAUGGGAAAUUGGCACAAAAUCCAACCGCUUACACCACAGCCCUUCGAGCAUGGGUGAGGAAGGGAGAUUGGCUUACAGUGGAAGCAUUGCUCCAAGAGAUGACUUUGUCAGGUUGUGAGUUGACCUGCGCGGUUUUCAACUCACUCAUCCUCGAAUGCAGUAAAAGAGGGAUUGUGAACAUUGGGGCAAAAUUGUCUCAGAUGAUGCUAGAUAAAGGGAUUCGACCUGACAAAGCGACCUUCGCCAUGCUUAUGACCCUUUACCAAAAGGGUGGCAAUCUCUCUGAAGCCGAGCUGACCUUCAAUCAGAUGAGAAGCAGUAAGACAAAGUGCGUGACUGGUUAUUCAGCGAUGAUCACUAUUUAUACGCGGACUGGGCUGUAUGAUAAGUCAGAGGGCAUCAUCAACCUCAUGGAGGAAGAUGGAAUCCCACCAAAUCUUGAGAAUUGGCUGGUCCGGAUAAAUGCUUACAGUCAGCAAGGAAAGCUAGAAGAAGCCGAAUCAGUGCUGAAGUCAAUGAGGGACGCAGGGUUUUCGCCAAACAUUGUUGCAUAUAACACCUUGAUCACCGGAUACGGAAAGGUUUCUGACUCCGAUGCUGCCCGGCAUCUGUUUCAGGGUCUCCAAUCUCUUGGCUUGAAGCCCGAUGCGACAACAUACAGGUCCAUGAUCGAAGGAUGUGGUAGAGAGGGUAACUACAAGGAGGCUAGACGAUUCUAUUUGAAGCUAAAAACCGCAGGCUUUCGUCCGAGCUCGUCGAACUUCUACACCAUGAUCAACUUACAGGCGAGGCAUGGGGAUGACGACGGUGCUGUUCAGAUUCUCAAAGACAUGAGGUUAUUGGGCUGCCAGUAUCCCUCAAUUCUUGGCAUUCUUCUCCAGGCGUAUGAGAGGGUGGGGGGAGUGAGCAGGGUUCCUCGCAUGUUGAUCCCCUCCUUCUACGAGGACAUCCUCGCUGAUCAGACAUCUUGCUCUAUACUGGUCCUGGCAUAUGUGCAGGCCUCCUUGUUGGAUGACGCCUUGGCCAUUCUACGGAAGCGGAAGUGGAAGGACUCUGCAUACGAAGACAACUUGUACCAUCUUCUGAUCUGUUCCUGCAAGGAGGCGGGCAGCUACGAGAACGCCGAUAUCAUCUUCAAGCAGAUGUUGGAACUGGGGAGAGACCCAAACCUGCACAUCACGAGCUCCAUGAUCGAUAUCUACGGAUCCAUGGGUAGGUUUCAGGCCGCAAAGGAUCUUCAUCUGAGGCUGGAGGCCUCUGGGGUCCCCCUGGACAUGGUCGCAUACAGCAUACUCGUGAGGAUGUACGUGAAGGCCGGGUCCCUCGAGGAUGCUUGCGCCGUUCUAGAAUCUAUGGACCGGAGGAAAGAUAUUAUCCCCGACACCUUCCUCUACCGCGACAUGCUGCGGAUAUACCAGCGCUGCGGCAUGCGGGAGAAGCUGGCGGACGUCUACUACAGAAUGCUGAGGAGCGGGCUGGCGUGGGAUGAGGCGAUGUACAAUUGCGUCAUAAAUUGCUGUGCCCGGGCACUGCCCGUGGACGAGAUUUCCAAGCUCUUCGACGAGAUGAUCGGACACGGGUAUGCGGCAAACACGAUAACCUUCAAUGUGAUGAUGGAUGUCUAUUGCAAGGCGGGUCUCCUGGUGAAGGCCAGGAAGCUGUUCUCCAUGGCCAAGAAGCAGGGCUUGGCCGACGUGAUCUCCUACAAUAUCAUCAUAGCCGCUUAUGGGCAAGCCAGGGACUUCCGGAGGAUGGAGUAUAUCGUCCAGCAGAUGCGGAUUGCCGGGUACCCGGUCUCACUGGAGGCUUACAACUCCAUGCUGGAUGCGUACGGAAAGGAAGACCAGGUGGAGGAGUUCAAGUGCGUGCUGAAGAAGAUGAAGGAGCUGAGGUGCGACUCGGAUCAUUAUACGUAUAAUACCUUGAUUAACAUAUACGGGAGGAAAGGCUGGAUAGAGGAGGUGGCUGAUGUUCUUGCCGAAUUAAGGGGGAGGGGCCUGGAGCCCGAUUUGUACAGCUACAACACGUUGAUUAAGGUGUAUGGGAUUGCUGGGAUGGUUGAGGAGGCGGUGGAUGUCGUGCGGGAGAUGAGAGCACAAGGAGUUCAGCCGGAUCGAGUGACUUACAGUACUCUCAUUUGCGCUCUUCAGAGAAACGAAGAGUUCCUGGAAGCUGUGAAAUGGUCUCUCUGGAUGAAGCAGAUAGAGCUGGGCAGCUGA
Spirodela intermedia is the source of this 2889-nucleotide messenger RNA. NCBI's taxonomy places the organism in Eukaryota, Viridiplantae, Streptophyta, Magnoliopsida, Alismatales, Araceae. The record is from the annotation of a GenBank genome assembly.